Molecule: messenger RNA, 1105 nt
Organism: Rosa rugosa (rugosa rose)
Lineage: Eukaryota; Viridiplantae; Streptophyta; Magnoliopsida; Rosales; Rosaceae
Exons: 2
Coding region: 461-937 (158 amino acids)
Source: RefSeq, a predicted model, not a curated record
GUCCUCUUUCUCUCUCAAACUGUUCCUAACUAUUCCAUAUAAGAUUUUGGUGGAGGAGAAGAAUCACUAACCAAAAAAAAAAAAAACCAACCCAAAACCAAAAUCUCUCCCUUUUUUUUGCUUAUAACAAGAUUUGGGUUUCUGCAAAAAGCAUCAAAACAGAGGAAGAAAGAUCAAAGUUUGAGUCUUGAUCAGGAAAGAGCAUAACUUGGCUUUGUGAGUUUGAGAAAGGAAAAGGGUUCAGCUUGUUUGGAGAGCUAAGGUUGAAGAAGAUCAGUUCAGUUCUCUGAAAUGGUUUUCAUGUUUGACAUUUUCUUUGCUGAGGAAGAGAAGGUUGAAGAAGGAGCCGGGGAAAAAGAACGAUAAGGACAAGCUCAAGCAAAGCCAAAUUCACAGAAGAAGUGGGAAGAAACCGAAGUAUUGGGAUUCAUUUUGAUCUGCUUCAACUGGGUUAUUGGCAAUGUCUACAACUAUAAUCAGCGACCCAAUGGGAGGUCUAUCAGCCCCAGAAAGCCAAGCAGCAGCCCCAAAACUCAAUCCCCAAUCAGAGAUUGAGUCUGCAAAGUGUGACUGCUGUGGGCUCACAGAGGAGUGCACCCCCGCCUAUAUAGAACAUGUCCGAGAGAGAAACAUGGGCCAUUGGAUUUGUGGGUUGUGUUCUGAGGCUAUAAAAGAUGAGAUUGUGAGGUCUGAGAGGCUAGUUAGCACUGAAGAAGCCAUGGCUACACAUAUGAACUUUUGCAAGAAAUUUAAGGCAUCCGGGCCUCCUUUGAACCCUGCUAUUCAUUUGAUAUCUGCCAUGAAACAGAUUCUCCGGCGUAGUUUGGACUCUCCGAGGGGCUCGAAUUCAACUCCGAAUAGUCCGAUGAGGAUGGGUGGCCGCGCGGCGCUUACUAGGUCCGGGAGUUGCUUUCCUGCCCUGACCGGAGUGGAAUGAGAAUGAGAAUGAAAAUGAAAAAGGAAGUGGAACUUGGCAAAGUUACCAUCUCAAUUGAUGAAAAAUAAGAACCCAAAAGGGUGAACAAAAAUGAAUUUAAUUGAGGUUAGAUGCCUAAUUUAGCUGUGCUUAGUAAUGGAAUACAGAAGUUUAAUUUUACUUUUGAAA